Molecule: messenger RNA, 2555 nt
Organism: Punica granatum (pomegranate)
Lineage: Eukaryota; Viridiplantae; Streptophyta; Magnoliopsida; Myrtales; Lythraceae
Source: RefSeq, a predicted model, not a curated record
CAAACGGUUAAGCAACAAACUGUAUAGACAUCUCUUCUCUCCAUCAGCCCCAUCUCUUCAACUUGCAUGUCCAUUAAAUUCAUUAGAGAGAGAGAGAGAUAGAGAGAGAUAGAGAGAGAGAGAGAGCUGUGUUACAUUAUAGUUAUACACCAAUGGAGACGGUGUCUUCCAUGGAGUCUCCGCUCAAUGUCCUGAGAUGGACCCCGAGCCCUAGCCCUUCGAGAGCUCCUCCGAGACUCGAUGAUAAGGCCAUCGAGAUACAAGGGGUUGAGGACCGGGGCGUUGUCAACAGGCUCUUCCCCUUCAGCUCCGGGUUCAAACUUCCGUCCCUCAAGGACGGGUUAAAUGCUUCGGUGAGUGAUCAGCAGGGGCCAGCCCAUGAGGGUGCCGGCAAGGGUUACAUGGGGGCAGACGGUGUAGGCAGGGUUUUCCUGACAUGGAAAGACCUUUCGGUGAUGGUCCUGGACAGGAAGAACGGCGGUCACCUGCCGAUCUUGCGGCGGCUCACGGGCUACGCCGUCCCCGGGGAGGUCCUUGCCAUUAUGGGCCCUUCGGGCUGUGGAAAGUCAACUCUGCUCGACGCAUUAUCUGGGAGAUUAAGUUCAAAUACCCAACAAACGGGAGAAAUCCUAAUCAAUGGCUGCAGACAGACGCUUGCGUUUGGAACUUCGGCAUACGUGACCCAAGACGAUACACUUAUGACGACCCUUACAGUACGGGAAGCUGUGUACUACUCAGCCCAGCUCCAGCUCCCGGACUCCAUGUCGCGGGCCGAGAAGAAGGAUCGAGCUGAGACCACGAUAAGGGAGAUGGGCCUAGUGGAUGCGAUGGACACGAGGAUUGGCGGGUGGAGUGUGAAGGGCCUGAGUGGCGGGCAGAAGAGGAGGGUCAGCAUCUGCAUCGAGAUCCUGACUCGUCCCAAGCUCCUGUUCCUCGACGAGCCCACCAGCGGGUUGGACGGUGCCGCCUCGUACCAUGUCAUGAAUCGAAUCGCGAAGCUGGUGAAGCAAGACGGGAGGACCGUGGUUGCAGCGAUCCAUCAGCCGAGCAGUGAGGUUUUCGAGCUGUUCCACAAUCUAUGCCUCCUAUCAUCGGGAGAUACAGUCUACUUUGGUCCAGCAUCAUCGGCAGAACUGUUCUUCGCGUCAAACGGCUUCCCGUGCCCGACUCUAAGGAACCCAUCAGAUCAUUAUCUCCGGACGAUCAACAAGGAUUUCGAAACAGACAUUGAACAAGGAGGACAAGGGGGACUGGGGACUGAAGAAGCCAUUGACAUUUUGGUCAAAUCUUACGAGUCCUCCGAGUUCUGCCAACAGGUUCAUCAACGCGUUUCACAUAUAUGCCAAGAGAAGGCAGAAGGAAAUGGGAUGAAGGUCAGGAAGGGAAGUCAGGCGAGCUUCAUUACCCAGAUCCUUGUACUCAUAAGGAGAUCAUUCGUGAACAUGUACCGUGACUUGGGCUACUACUGGCUUCGCCUAGCAAUCUAUAUCGCUCUUUGUCUAUGCGUCGGGACGAUCUUUUACGAUAUUGGGUCCACUUACGGCUCAAUUCAGGCAAGAGGCUCCAUGCUCAUGUUCGUUGCAUCAUUCCUCACUUUCAUGGCAAUUGGUGGAUUCCCCUCCUUUGUCGAGGACAUGAAGAUAUUCGGAAGGGAAAGGUUGAACGGGCAUUAUGGGGUCGGAGCAUUCGUCGUGGGGAACACGUUCUCCUCCAUCCCUUACUUGCUCAUCAUCUCUCUUAUCCCGGGAGCCAUAGCGUACUACCUGGUCGGCCUCCAGAGGAGCGUCGACCACUUUGCCUACUUUGCACUCACCCUGUUCGUGUGCAUGACGCUGGUGGAGAGCCUGAUGAUGAUCGUGGCGAGCGUGGUCCCGGACUUCCUCAUGGGCAUCAUCACAGGCGCGGGGAUCCAAGGCGUGAUGAUGCUAAACGGGGGGUUCUUCCGCCUCCCGGAUGACCUGCCGAAGCUGUUCUGGCAGUACCCGAUGUACUACAUCGCGUUCCACAAGUACGCCAACCAAGGGUUCUACAAGAAUGAGUUCGAGGGGCUGGUGUUCCCAAACAACCAAGCGGGGGGUUCGGCCACGAUCAGUGGGGAAGAGAUCUUAAGGAGCUAUUGGGAAGUGGAGAUGGGCUACUCCAAGUGGGUCGAUCUUGGGGUCUUGUUUGGAAUGGUGAUUCUCUAUAGGCUCAUGUUCUUGGGAAUUAUCAAGGCCAACGAGAAGAUGAAGCCCAUGGUGAGAGCUCUUUGGGCUUCUCAUCCAAGCCAUUCAUCCAAACAAGUCAUUGCGAACCCUUACUCCAAACACCAAAAGUUCUAAGCAACAUUGAUCAGUUUAGCAUGGAAAAUUCCUAGCGCUAUUAGGGAGAGGAAUGAGUUGCAUAUAUAUUCUAAAUUGUUAUGCAAUUGAUAAGUGAAGUUUGUAGUCCUGUCGAGCUUUUCUUCCGGACGUAAGUGUUAUUCUUAGCUGUACUCUUCGAUAGAUUCGACAUAAGUUCAGUCAAUGUAUACAUUUCAUAGUCCAAUAAAAUUUAUAUUGCGUUGUUGGUGAAAA